AUGGCCGCCCUCUGUCUCAGUUCACAGCAGAUCGCAUCUUCAUCUGGUCUGAUCCCCCAACACCGACACACUUCUUGGCAACCUCCAAAACAAGGUACAAUAAAGAUCAAUAUGGAUGCUGCUUUUGUCAGCCCUAAUCAUACAGGUGCAAUUGCCAGUAUAUUUCGAGAUCACACGGGCAAGAUGCUAGACGGAUUCACACUCACUGUUCCCGCAUUCACCGCAACUGAAGCAGAAACUCAAGCCCUUCUACAAACGCUCAAGCAUCUCAUCCAUCAACAGCAAACAGAUUCUCACCUGCAACUCGAAUCCGACAGUUUAAUCCUCGUCGACAUAGUGAAUAGCAGUCGUUUGCCUCCAUGGAGCUGUCGAGCCCUCUUCGCCGAAAUCGAUUCCCUUCUGCUCUGUUUUCCUCAUCUCUCUCUGCAUCACUGUCCACGAGAGAGCAAUGCCCUCGCUGACUGGGCCUGCAAGGCCCACGGAAGAGGCCUCCUUCCCCUUAAUUGGGCUCUCAAACUCCGCGUGCAAUGUAUGAUUUAA
Molecule: messenger RNA, 540 nt
Organism: Eucalyptus grandis
Lineage: Eukaryota; Viridiplantae; Streptophyta; Magnoliopsida; Myrtales; Myrtaceae
Exons: 1
Coding region: 1-540 (179 amino acids)
Molecular function (GO): nucleic acid binding; RNA-DNA hybrid ribonuclease activity
Source: RefSeq, a predicted model, not a curated record